Papaver somniferum (opium poppy) is the source of this 657-nucleotide messenger RNA. RefSeq lists its product as uncharacterized. The record is from RefSeq and is a predicted model, not a curated record. Bases 56 to 517 code for a protein of 153 amino acids. NCBI's taxonomy places the organism in Eukaryota, Viridiplantae, Streptophyta, Magnoliopsida, Ranunculales, Papaveraceae. The transcript has 3 exons.
GUAUAUGGAUAUGUACAAAAUAACAAAACUCAAAACAAAAAAAGUGAAAAUAUAAAUGAAUGGGAUGAAACUGAUUUUGUUAGUCAAUUGGGGAAACGCACGACCACGAAUUGUUAUCCCCAACCUGGAAUUCCUUUGCCCGUCAAAGCGAGAGAGAGAGAGAAUGGCAAUGGCUUCUUCAAACAUGGUUCAAUUGCACAAGUCACAACAACAACGAGGAUUUCAGGUAUUCUGCAGAAAAAAAGAGAAAGACUACGGAGAAAAUAGCAACUACCCGUUUAAAGUCAUCGAAAUUACUCCUCCUCCCAAGAAUCUCGGCAUUCGCUGUUUUCCCUCUAACAUGCAGUGUGGGGAGAGUGUAACAAUCGAAGGCCAGAUCUACAUGGUUUAUUCUGUAACGCAUCGUUAUCAGCUUCGAAAAGGAAAGUACGAACCUAGCGAGAAAAGACUAGAUGUCCUGUCUUCAGGUAGAUACAUCGUCAACUUGUAUCUUCAAAACCUUCUUGAACAGUCUUGAUUCAUUCAUUCAUGAAGUAAUAAGUUACUAAAUUUGCCCACCUCAUUGUCUAUUAUCUCCAUCUCACAUGUAAGAAAUCAAAUUAUUAUACAAAAACCUUUCUGUUUUAUGGGUAGUUCAUCAUGUGUAUAUGAAAGAAA